AUGUCUGACGGAAGGAAAAAGUACGCCGUCGUCGGCACCGGUGGCCGCUCUGGCUUCUUCUACUCUGCCAUCGCCAAGGACUACAGCGCAACAUCCUGCAUCGUUGCCCUCUGCGAUACCAACCAGACGCGCAUGAACUAUGCAAACGCCAGGCUCGCCUCUCUCGGUCAUGGCGAGGUGCCGACCUUCCUCGCCGCCGACUUUGACAAGAUGAUUCAGGAGACCAAGCCCGACGAGGUCAUCGUCACGACCAUGGACCGCACCCACAACAAGUACAUCGUGCGAGCGAUGGAGCUCGGCUGCAACGUCAUCACCGAGAAGCCCAUGACCAUCGACGCCCCUAGGUGUCGCGAGAUCUUCUCCGCCGUCGAGCGCACCAAGCAAAACGUCCGCGUCACGUUCAACUACCGCUACGCCCCGCACAACACCAAGAUUUUCGAAAUCAUCCGAUCGGGUGCCAUUGGCAAGGUGACGAGCGUCCACUUUGAGUGGAUGCUGAACACGAGCCACGGCGCCGACUACUUCCGCCGCUGGCACCGCGACAAGCGCAACAGCGGCGGCCUCCUCGUCCACAAGUCGACCCACCACUUCGACCUCGUCAACUUCUGGCUGCAGUCCCGUCCCCAGACCGUCUACGCCACUGGCGACCUCGCCUUUUACGGCCGCGAGAACGCAGAGGCCCGCGGCGUCACCGAGUUCUACACACGCACACACGGCAGCGACGUCGCCAAGAAGGACCCCUUUGCCCUGCAUCUCGAGAACAGCGAGGCCCUGAAGGGCAUGUACCUGGACGCCGAGCACGAGGACGCCUACUACCGCGACCAGAGCGUAUUCGGCGACGGCAUCAGCAUCGAGGACACGAUGAACGUCCUCGUCAAGUACCGCAGCGGCGCGAGUCUGACCUACUCCUUGACGGCCUACGCCCCAUGGGAGGGCUUCCGUGUCAACUUCAACGGCACUGGCGGCAGGCUCGAGGUGGAGGUUGUCGAGAACAGCUACGUCAACUCUGGUGGUGACCAGGCCGACGAGGGGUCGCUCGAGAAGAGAUCCAUCGUGCUGAGAAAACUGUUCGAGAAGCCCCAGGAGAUUGAGCUCGGUGAGAGUGUUGGUGCCCACGGUGGUGGCGACACGGUGCUGCUGAACGACCUCUUCGGCGAGCCCGUGUCGGACGAAUACAUGCGGGCUGCAAGUCACGUUGACGGCGCCGCGUCUAUCCUGACGGGCAUUGCGGCGAACCGCUCCAUCGCGACAGGGCAGGUCGUUAAUGUCGAUGACAUCCUGCAGGUGCCGGAGAAAUAG
This is a messenger RNA of Verticillium dahliae VdLs.17, 1299 nucleotides long. RefSeq names its product NAD-binding Rossmann fold oxidoreductase family protein. Lineage: Eukaryota; Fungi; Ascomycota; Sordariomycetes; Glomerellales; Plectosphaerellaceae. The coding region runs from base 1 to 1299 and encodes 432 amino acids. The transcript has a single exon. Gene Ontology annotation, molecular function: nucleotide binding. The record is from RefSeq and is a predicted model, not a curated record.